Molecule: messenger RNA, 950 nt
Organism: Phymastichus coffea
Lineage: Eukaryota; Metazoa; Arthropoda; Insecta; Hymenoptera; Eulophidae
Exons: 2
Coding region: 2-628 (208 amino acids)
Molecular function (GO): catalytic activity
Source: RefSeq, a predicted model, not a curated record
AAUGACAGGAAUCUUACAAGGAAACCUGCGUAGGUGCGAGGCAGCCCAGCUGCUUAUAUCACAGACAGCGAAGGAACGAAACGUAGACAUACUGAUACUGAGCGAGCAACUGUGGGACUUACGAGAACAGGACGGCUGGUUCUCGAAUACCCUCGGUACGUCGGCCAUAUGGGUCAAAGGCAAACCGGCUAGGAGAAUACAAGCGUCUGGCAGGGGGGAAGAUUACGCGUGGGUGAGGGUAGAUUCCGUCACCUACGUUAGCGUAUAUUUGACCCCAAACUGCACGAUGGCAGUGUACGAGGAAAAAGUCGGUAAGCUGGAAGACGCCCUCACAGGUCUCCCGGGUGACUUUGUCGUCGCGGGAGACAUGAACGCGAGAGCGGUCGAGUGGGGUAUGACAACGACGGACAAACGAGGAAGACUGCUUCUGGAAAUGGCCGCAAGGCUUGAUCUGGUAGUGGUCAACCAAGGGACGACAACGACCUAUAGACGACCGGGCUUCGGAUACUCAAUACCCGAUGUGACGAUGACGUCAGACAGGAUCUCGUCGCGGAUAAGAGGAUGGCGGGUGACCGAGGACUAUACAGCCAGCGAUCAUCAGCACAUCGUCUUUGAGAGAGCUGUUUGACAAACUGCUAAGGGAGGCACCGUUACCCGCCGAGUCUGUCCCGGCAGAGCUUGGUCUGCGGGAGCGUGCCGAAUGGAUAACGGACAAGACAACGGAACUGAUAACGGAACUGUGCGACGCCACGAUGACUCGACGCAAGGGCCGAACACACAAACGAGCAAUGUACUGGUGGACGGACGAGAUUGGCCUCCUCCGUGGGGAAUGCAUUGCCUGCCGCCGGAGGAUGAACCGCGCACGGAAAAAGAGCAGACCAGACGCGGACGAACUAUCGACAGCGUACAAGAUGGCACGUAAGAGACUGACCACUAAAAUAAAGGACAGU